Molecule: messenger RNA, 2010 nt
Organism: Callithrix jacchus (white-tufted-ear marmoset)
Lineage: Eukaryota; Metazoa; Chordata; Mammalia; Primates; Cebidae
Source: RefSeq, a predicted model, not a curated record
GCUUCAACUGCGGAAUGACGGUAAACUCACAGCGACUCCAUCACAGAGCCACGACACGUGACCUGGAGGCCGGCAGUCACGUGUGGGCUGGUUCGGAGGCUCCGGCUGUUCCGGCUCUAGGUGCUUUCCUAGGGUUCCCACCAGCUGCCCUCACGGUGACAAAAGGGCUGCCGCAGCUCCGGGAAACUUACAGUGGGCAACGACAACGGAGGAAGACAGCCCUCACCCGUUCGCCUCCCUUUUUAACUAGAAGAAAAAUCGUUCCCAGAACUCCGCGUCACCGGAUCUCGCUUACUUCUCCCUGGCCCGUACUGGGUCAUAUGCCCACUGCCAGCCAAUCGCUGGCAACGGACUGGCCCCGUUUUCAUUCAUCCAAAAAAGGCGCCGGCCUGGGGAGCUCCAUGCUACGGCAGGAGGACCCUGCACAAGCGGCUGCAGGAGUCCAGGCCUCCGUGCCCUAAGAUGAGGGCUCAGCGCCGCGCCGGGCCGGAGACAGAACGGCCGCUGGCGGUGGAGGGCUGGCUGGAUCCCCGGCAGCGGCCGGGCGGAGCGACCGUGGCUGCGCUUUCCUCCUUCGGUCCUGCCCAAAGGCCCCGGCAGCUCAGCGCCUGCGACCUCACAGUGCCCUCCAGGCAGCCGAGAAGCAAAGUGCUUCCGGGGCCUCCCACCGAGCAGCCACCAGACACAACAGCUGCGCGCCGCGGGGGCUGGCCGGAACGCUCGGCGCCUUCCCACCGCGGCGCCCGCCUCUCUCACCGGAAGCGAGGCGGCCCUGAGGCCCACAACUCCCAGAAACACCCGCUGUCUCGCUCAAGCGUUAUUGUCAAAGCUUGGCGGGUUCCUGAAAGAAUGAUUUCUUCGGAGCCCCACGGCUGGUCCUGUGAACGGAGACGCGACAAGCCGGCCUCUCUGUGAAGCAAUGACUUGGGGCAGGCGGACAACGCCCACACCAUCCCAAUAGCCCCAGAAGACUCUGGUCUCUGCUACUCCUGCCUGAGGUCCUCGCCUAGGCGCUCUCGCGCUUCCAGUGGCGCCCCGCCCCUCCGUCUCCCCAUUGGCUCCCUAGGGCCUCGUGCGGAAGGGGGCGUGGCGUGCGGGCCACUGGCGGGCUUGAGAGGCCGGGCGGGCUUGAGCCUGGGGCUGCAUGGAGAGCCUGGUGCUCGGCCGCUGGCGACGGCGGAGGGCGGAGGAGCUGCAGAAACGGGCAUGCAGGAGAUUAGAAGCCAGUGGGCAUGAGCAUGGCUGCCACCAACUGAACACCUGUGUCCUGGCAUCCUGGGGCCCAGAGGACCAGGAGCCUCCAUCAAGAGCCCCAGCACCGAGGCUAGAGAGCGGCCAGGGGAGGCCAAGUACCGGGAUUUCUCAGAACGGUGGAAGGAGCUGGGCCCAGCCUUGCGUAAGAUGUAUUGCCGGGGAGUCUGGACAUUUUAACCAUACCAAGAAUCAUUAGGAGAUGCAAGCUGGAAAAAAGAAGACUCCAGCUUCGGUUCCGAACCCUCCACGUUGCAGCGAAUGGGAACCUCCUCCAGAUGGGUGUGCACACUGGCCCGUUCAGAUGGCAGCUGGUGCGCUCUGCAGGCGGGGGAGGCUUGUGUGUCCUCUCAUUCUGGUGAACCCACCGUCCUCUGCAGGAGAACCAGAAAUCCACGUCCCUUCAGAAGAGCACCCAACUCACUACUGCGGACUGCAGCCUCCUCUCGAAUGUUCUUGCUUGAGAGGGGGAUCAGCUGCCUUAUUUACAUGUCAAAGAGUCUUGUAUCAAACUUCCUGUGAGCGUGGGCACUCAUGGCCUGUGGAGGCACACCCAGACGCAGCCCUGCCGUUGUGAUUUGUCAUUGCUUUGCCAAUGUACCCAGCACUGCUUACAUACUCUUUCGUUGAAAGACUUAUUUUUAUAUUUAAAAUGUUCUAAUCUGGAAGUGAAUUUUACUAAAUGCUAAUGACCAGUUUGCUCCCCAACCGAAGUUACUAGCAACAGGAUGCCUUUUAUAUUAAAGUGGAAAUGACUCA